UCUCGUGCCAGUGACGAGGUAAAACCACAAAAAUUACAGAACAGAAUUUCCUGGCGCUAUGGCGAUCGCGGACUAUAAGACUUACUUGGCGGAGAAUGUUCUCAAUGAGCGACGCACGGUCACAUAUCGCUCGCUGGGUCGGGCUCUCCGCGUCCAUAGCACUCUAGCAAAGCAGAUGCUAUACGACUUCCACCGCAACGAGAACAGCAAGAAGCCGAACAGUGUCAAUGCGACGUAUAUCCUCACAGGCGUACAGAAGGCACCCGAGCCGGCGACCUCGACAAACGGUGUUCACUUUAACGCCGAGACAGAUGAUAUUCCCCCGAGCAGUCCAUUCAUAAGCAGUUCGAUGCCGAAUCAGGAUGCUGCUACAGAUGAUGUCGCAAUUUCGUCGGUGCUGCUGGUUCGUGAGGAGGAUCUGGAGGAUGCGAAAGCCACGUUUGAGUCUAUUGCCUCAACAUACAUCUACAGCCUACAGCCUACUGUAUUGCAGGAUCUCAAUGUCUUGACUGAUGUCGCCAGAGAGACAAUCGCCAGCCAUGCCCAGGAAGAUCCGCUGGAGUACGGCUCGUCCUGGGGUAUGAUUCAGAAUAAGAAUGUCAAGAGAAGAACUGGCGUUCGACCACCCGCACCCGCUCCUGUACCCACACCCGCCAAAUCCGCUGCACCAGCCAAGAAGCCCGCCACAAGUGAGGCGCCGAAGCAGCCUAAGACAGAACCCAAGGAAGAAGAACCCAAGUCUCAGCAGUCGCUGAAGAGAGAAGAUACCCCCUCCUCGACCAAAUCGACAGAGAAGGCCGCGCCGGCCAAGAAGGAAAAGAGUAGCAUCUUCAGCUCCUUUGCGAAGGCCAAGGCAAAGCCGAAGAAGGAAGAUCAAGCAACUCCCACAACCUCCGGAGCUGAUUCGGCGGAACCCAGCGCCCCUGAAGAUGUUGUUUUAGAUGACGCAUCGGAGGACGAGUCUGAAGAGCUCUUCCCAGAAUCUAACAAGUCUGCUUCUGCCACAACUCGUGAGUCGAGGAAAGAGCGUGAGGAGAGGCUUCGGAAGAUGAUGGAAGACGACGAUGAGGAUGAGGAUGCGGAUGAGGAAAUGCCCGACGCAGCGCCGUCACCUGAAGAGGAAUCGAAUAUCAUCGACCAGCCUCCUGCUAAGCAACCUGAACCUAAGGAGGUGACGGUUUGUGCAGGCCGUCGACGAGGAAGACGUCAAAUCAUGAAGAAGAAGACUGUCAAGGAUGAAGAGGGCUACCUAGUUACCGUCGAAGAACCGAGCUGGGAGUCAUUCUCGGAAGAUGAGCCAGCACCGCCGCCCAAGAAGAAGCCGGCUGUGAGUGCACCCAAGGCCAAGGCUGGGGCUAAAGCUGGUCAGGGCAGCAUCAUGUCAUUUUUCGCCAAGAAAUAGCAUAUCAAUGAGCAGAGGCUGAGGGUGAAGACACAACCCAAACGAAGGCG
Molecule: messenger RNA, 1452 nt
Organism: Aspergillus homomorphus CBS 101889
Lineage: Eukaryota; Fungi; Ascomycota; Eurotiomycetes; Eurotiales; Aspergillaceae
Exons: 9
Coding region: 59-1402 (447 amino acids)
Biological process (GO): DNA strand elongation involved in DNA replication; DNA replication; nucleotide-excision repair, DNA gap filling
Cellular component (GO): delta DNA polymerase complex; nucleus
Molecular function (GO): DNA-directed DNA polymerase activity
Source: RefSeq, a predicted model, not a curated record